Colletotrichum costaricense is the source of this 1602-nucleotide messenger RNA. Its product is annotated as major facilitator superfamily transporter. The coding region runs from base 1 to 1602 and encodes 533 amino acids. The record is from RefSeq and is a predicted model, not a curated record. NCBI's taxonomy places the organism in Eukaryota, Fungi, Ascomycota, Sordariomycetes, Glomerellales, Glomerellaceae. Gene Ontology annotation, biological process: transmembrane transport. Gene Ontology annotation, molecular function: transmembrane transporter activity. The transcript has 6 exons.
AUGAAUCUUCGACAAGACUUCAACGAGGAUACUGAACAAGCCCUAGGACCAGCUCUCUUCUCAUUCAACUCUUUGACGACCUUGUGCGAAGAUGAAACCAUAAAGAAACAUGGCAGCGAUGCUAAAGCCACGCCCUCAAGAUCGGAAUCUAGACUACACGAAAGCAGUGACGGAAGCAUCUCUACAUACUCACCUGUGACUUGGGAUGGGCCGGAAGACUCAGAAAAUCCCAAGAACUGGAACCGAAGACAGAAAUGGACAACAUCUUUGAUUAUAUCAUCGUUCGCGUUCCUAUCUCCCCUGUCCUCAUCGAUAGCCGCCCCAGCUCUAGGACCGAUCAGCCACGACCUGCACAUCCCCAAUGAGGUGGAGCGGCAAUUAGUGCUCUCAAUAUUUCUCCUCACAUACGCAUUAGGACCUUUCGUAUUGUCUCCUUGCUCGGAGAUAUGGGGUCGAACCCCUAUUGUACGAGUUGGGAAUUUGAUCUUCAUUGUCUCGACUGCCCUUUGCGGGUUUGCAGCAUCAAAGGAGCAGAUCCUGACCUUUCGCUUCCUUGCUGGAAUAGGCGGCAGUGCGACUAUAGGGAUGGGCAGUGGCGUACUAGCUGACUGCUGGAAGCCAGAGGAGAGAGGGAAGGGAAUUGCAUUCAUGCAAUUCGCCCCCGUUUUGGGACUCGCAGUCGGCCCUAUUGCGGGUGGGUAUAUCUCUCAAUACGCUACCUGGCGAUGGACCUUUUGGUCCGUGGUAAUCUUGAACUUCACGGUGCAAGUCAUCGCCUUUAUCUUUCUUAGAGAGACAUACGCCCCACGACUUUUGCACCUGAAGGCCAAGCGACUGCGUAAGCUCUACAACGAUAUGUCCAUUAAAACGGAGUGGGAAAAGCAGGAGCGCACACUCGCUGUCAUCCUCAGGACCAGCCUAUCUCGCCCAUGGAUCAUGCUCGCUACUCAGCCCAUUAUACAAAGCCUCGCGCUCUAUCAGGCGUUCAAUUUUGGACUACUAUAUCUCAUCAUAUCUAGCUUUCCGAGACUGUGGGAGCAUUACUAUGGCAUGCACAAAGGGCAAGCGAGCCUGAACUACAUCUCUAUUGCCGUCGGAGCAUUGAUCGGUGUUUUGAUCUCCGCCCCAGCAAUGGACAUGAUUUAUCAAAGACUCAAACGACGUCGAGGUAUUGAGAAGGAUGAGAAGGGAUUCCCGGAGUUUCGCAUUCCAUUAAUGGUUCCCGCUUCUCUUCUUACGCCCUGUGGGAUAAUGCUUUUCGCCUGGACUGCGCAAAACAAGAUGCACUUCAUGCUUCCCAACGUGGGUAUAGCCAUCACUAUCGGCAGCAGCAUGGUAUCAUACCAAUGCAUUUCGGCUUACAUCGCCGAUUGCUAUGCUCUUCACACUGCUUCGGCCUCGGCGGCUUGUUGCUUCAUGAGAUCCAUGUUUGCAUUCGCAUUCCCACUGUUCGUCCCGGCGUUGUUCAGGAAUCUUGGCUAUGGCCUAGGUGGGAGUUUGCUAGCCAUCAUUGCAGUGGUGAUUGGUGUGCCAGCGCCUUUGUUGCUCUGGAGAUAUGGAGCAAAGCUACGGACUCUCAGUAAAUUUGGUGUUGCUGAAUAG